UUUUUAUUUCAGAACUAAUGGACUACAUAAUAUUUAUGUUUUUUUGUAUUUUCGUAUUUGUAUUUAUAAAAAGUAAUAUUUCUUUUUAACAAACGUUUGUAAUCCAAACAACACAAUUGCUUUAACUGCAACCCUGCUACAUUUCUUUUCUCUGAAGUUAUAACUAAAACUGUCACUAGUUCUGUCAAUCAUCAAACCUGGCUCCCCGAGCAGUCGCAUGCCUGAGCAAUCAGAAGAAAGACGGGCCCCCUCACCGCCGUCCAAGCAUUAACACACAGUUAUAAAGUAACCUGUAGGGACAGUCACCAUGGAAACUUGUCUCAUUAUGCCAAAACCGAGAAAUAUAAAGAAAGAGAGGGGCAUGUACCUGCCAUUUCACAGCACAACUUUGCCAGAGUUUCAUUUUGUAGAUUGAAACAGAUGGGAAACCCUGUUUGGGAACGAGUCAGAACUGGAUCGGAUGCAAGUGGACAUUUUUGGCGAAUACUUCCACUUAUCUUCAUAGUUACAAAGUCGAACAAAGAUGUAGAGUGAAUUAACUCCAAGAUAUUGUGUGGAAUGAAGAGUUAGGCCUGGAUUACACCAUGGAAAGCAGGUCAAGAAAUGAAGUGUGAAGUCGUUUCUUGAGGAACAGUGCUUUCUUAUUUAAGGAGGUUUGAUAUUUAUUUGAUACGUAUCUUAAAUCAACUGGGAGCAUAAAGGCCUAUGCCAUGGGGAAUAGCAACACCAGGCCAAAGAUUUGCCAAGUUGCGCCAUCUCAUGAUCAAGCAAUGGAAGAUGAGCGGUCUCUGCUUCCAGCCUCUAAGUGGAUGAUCACUACUGUUCAAGGCACAGAGAUGCAAGAGAAAGGGAUUCUGGGACAGAGGAAGUCCAACUAUCUGCCUCCUCUGCCAGGAAGACAGGAAGUGCCUCUCAAUGUUGGUUUAGAGACAGGAUCUCAGAGUGUCUGUGAUAAAACUGGUGACAGUAUUGUAAAGUCUCACCCACCACAACCAGCAAAGGGAUGGCAACCAAUGGCCUCAAUGAAUACAUUCAUGGCAGAGUCUAAGGACAUGGAAUGGAGAGAUGGGCCUGUCCAACACAAUUCCACUCCCAGCCAGGGAGGGCACUGUGGGACCAACAACACAGUACAGGGACACAUGAAAGGUCUCCUCCUGGCACAGACGAUGCUCAGUCGCCAAGCAACCAAGAAGCGGCAGACUCAACAGAAGUGCUUUAGAGAAAGAAGGGGGAGGCAGAAGAGGGUCUACACCUCUGAAAUGGAAGGAAAUGAAGUGGAGGAUAGGCAGAGAGUCCGGCUUGUGUCCAGGCCAACAGAAAGAAACAUCUUCUGGGAUGAGUCUGAGGGACACAUUCUGGAUGUGAGGGACCUGCUGCAGCCAAGUCCAGAGCUGAUAGAUCCAGACUCUGAAAACGGGAUGAAAAUCAAACCACAAACGGAUCGUGGAUUUGAGUCUGAGGUUGAAGACUGGAAAUUUGAAGGUCCAGUGAUGAAAAGCUGUAGGAAAUCCCUCUGCAAAACACAUCUAGACAGAGGUUUGACGGAAUCUGUUCAAAGGUCUUGUGACUUACCUUGGCUUCAAGACUGGAGGGAAUUUGAAGAAAAACAUCAUGCAUCUAAGAAUAUACAAAUGGACAGCAAAGAAUGUGCUUAUGGAUGUUACUCUGUGUUAUGUACAAAAAGAUGUCCAGAAGAAUGGGAAAUUCAAAAAUAAGUAUUUGUUUCGGUCAACCCUAAAAACAGUAGAACACAGGCACAAGAUAAAGAUUAAAGCAAUAGUUUACCCAAAAUUAAAAUUAUAUCUUCAUUUAGGACACCCCACUCUCAUGUCAUUAAAAAGCUGUAUGACUUUCUGUAAAACAAAUAACAUCAUCUGGCCCCAUUAACUCCCACUGCGUGGACACAAAACAACAGAUCAAUUUCCAAAAACUCCCCUCCCUGGUAGGGCUGUGAAAGAUAUAUUGUGUGCAAAAUCAUAUUAUCAAGUAUGUCACGCAUUUUUUAAGCUCCACUAAAAACAGCACUCAGUGCUCAGAAAUACUUUAGUCAAGCACUGUGUGCACAUUCACAGCGGACAGCAUCAAGUGAAAUUAUGUGACGCGAGGAGGUAAUAAAGCAAUAAGCCCAAAGAAGCAGUGGGUUACAGUGCAUUUUAUAACAGCUAAGCGCGAAGCCACAUUCAUUGUUAUAACAUACACUGUAACCCAUGGCUUCGCGGGGCUUAUUGCUUUUAUAAAAAAGGUUAUUCCGUGUAGCAAGGUUUCAUAAAAUAAAGUAAAUAAAAUUAUAUUUAGGCUAUGUAAUGAGGUCAGCCAUUAUAAACCGGGGUAUUUUAUAAUGGCAACGGCAGAACCGGGCUCAGCCAAUCAGAAUCAAUUAUCAGAAUUUACCAUUUUAUAAUAAGUGUUUUCCUGACGAAUAAAGUCCAGUAGAAUAAAUCCAUAUAGACUUGUUUUCAGCCGCAAUUCACAUUUCUUAUGUGGGAGCAAUAUGCUGGGUUCACACCAAAGGCGAACAAUCGCGUUCCACGCUCGUUAUUACUCGUUGGAAUAGUUCGUUAUUUCUGCGCAACACCGUGUAUACACCGGACGCGACAGGCAAGACGCGUCAAGACAAAAUCCAUUAGAAAGGUAUAAAAACAAGUGGCGUAGCCAGAAUAUUAUUUUUGAGGGGGCUGUAAAUGAAGGGGCCAUUGUGUAUACGUAUAGGUUUCUAUACAUGUAGAUAUUAAUAGGUACUAAAAUGAUACACCUGUUUUAUACAGCUCACUUCACCGUUUUAGCAAACAUAAACAUAGCCUAGCGGCUCUUAAUCUGGUCCUCGCGUCCCCCCAUAUUUAGCUUCUCUCUCGUUUAACACACCUGAUUUAAACCAGCGCCGAUUAAAAUGAUCCAUACACCGUGUUCACUGCUCUCUACUGCCUGCACACAAUAAGCAGCGUCUUCAUACACAGACAAAACUUGCUACGGAAGUUUUAGAAGCCAUUAUAAUUUAAGAUGUUGUCCACACUGGAGGCGGCGCUGUGCAGACACGGUGUGAGUGACGCAAUCUGACAAACAUUUUUAUACUUCACAGAAGACGAGAUUGACUCGCGUUCGCGCCGAGUCGCCGACCAAUUCACGUCAUUCGCACCGCCUGCCGCUAGUUCGCGUCUAUGGAGGUCUUUGCAUUGACUUUGUAUGUAUGUAAUUUACUCGUGCAAAACGCUUAAUUCGCGUUGGUGUGAACCCAGCAUUAGGCUUAAAUCCGAAUGAUAGCAUGCGUGAACGAGACUUUGUUUAAAAACAGUUCUAAAGAAAAGUGCAAUACAACUUAAUCUAAAUCAUGUGCAUGCAUCCCACACAGGUUUGCUUUGGUAGGUUUUUUUCUAUUCCAGUGUGCUUCUUGCUUGUAUGCUGCACAGUUCACAGUACACAAGAGCGUUACUUGAAUUAAUCAGUUUAAAUGGAUAUACUCAAAUAUCGAAAUUUUUCUUCAUUCAAAUAUUAAUUUAUCCUAACAUCGUUUAUUUAUUGUUGAAAACCUGUGAAACACAAAAGACGACAUUUUGAGAAAUAUCUCAAUGGUUUUGUGUCCAUACAAUGGAUUUUAAAGAGGUCCAGUGUUAACAUUGUUCUUUAACAAAUCUUUCUUUUAAGUUCUGCACAAGUAAAAUCAAAGGUUGACAUGAGAAUGCGUGAAUGAUGACAGGAUUUGACAAGAAUAUAUUUUCAUUCUCUACUAAUAAUAUCAACAAUAAAUGUCCUGGUUACAUGUAAGAUGGAGCUAUAGGAGGCAAAAUAUCGCCUGCUUAUCGGUAUCAGGAAAUCCCAGAAAAUAUCUAGAAAUCAUUUUUUUGCCAAUAUUGCACACCCCUACUCCCUGAAUAUUAUUUCUGACCACUACUGUAAAUUACGUAAGAAUGUUUUCUGGCAAAAAAAAAUAUGCCAGUCAACAUCUGUAUUGUUUUCUUUUUUACAUUUUGCAAAAAGCGUUUAAGCUGUACGUGCAUAAGCUUUUACACCUUUAGCACCUUGCUCUACCAAUUAAACUACAUGAAAUCAGACACCAUCUUGACUUUUAGAACUUUUAGGAGCUUCAGUUUUAGAUCACUUUCACUUUUUAAACAAAACCAUGUCCAUGUGAACAUCAGAUUUAGAGGAGACUGGUAAACCAAAGAACUAAAAAAAUGCAAAUGCCAUUAUGCAUAGCAAACAUCUCUGAAAGACAUUCAAGUGAGAACACAAAGCAUUUUAUUAAUAUGCCUGCCAAGGUGAGAGCUUUUCUACACCCUCACGACUAAAAAAUAUACUUGUUUGCCAUUUGAAUCAGUGUGAUUAUCAUGUUAAAAUAAACACUGUAGUGGUCUUGAGUACAGCUGUCUCCUCUUCAUGACAAAAAAUGAAUUUUAACAGAUUUGAAUUAAUCACAAAACAAAUAAACAACUAUGAAUAAUGUAAUAACAAACACAUUGAGCGAUUGUGUCUGACUUUGAACUCUGUCGAGUUGAAUUGUAAUGAUGCCUUAUUUCUUUAUACUGAAUAGCUUUAAUUAUUGGUACUUGGAA
Triplophysa dalaica is the source of this 4547-nucleotide messenger RNA. RefSeq lists its product as uncharacterized. NCBI's taxonomy places the organism in Eukaryota, Metazoa, Chordata, Actinopteri, Cypriniformes, Nemacheilidae. The coding region runs from base 711 to 1715 and encodes 334 amino acids. The record is from RefSeq and is a predicted model, not a curated record. The transcript is spliced from 7 exons.